AUGUCCCCAAGCGAUCGUGCCGCGUGCAAACCGUUGAGUCUCACUAUCUGGAAUACAGAUCAAAAUGGCUGGUUCUUGAGACGUGUGUUUCGUGAGCUGGCGCAACAACUUGAACUGGCGUCUGCGAGUGCUUAUCCGCGUGCCCGCUUCGUGGCGGUGUGCCCGUUGCUGACUGCCGCAGGGACAAUGGUUGGGGCUGCGAUGGCCAGAGUGAGCCGGGUGGCUGCAAACGCGGCAUCACUGGAUUUCGGCAGACGAAGGGCAUCCACCGCUUUCGCUGCGAGGCCGUUGUGCACAGGAACGUGUUCCUACUUCGCCAGGAUCUAUUACACAGAUGACUCCGGUAGGAAAUACCUGGACCUAUGGCUCCUGCAAGGCAUGCCCAGCCCAUCAACACCAGAGUUUUCGCCUCACCUUCACCAAGCAAACCUCACACAGAACUUACAGGAUGCAUCUCCAAUGGUCGCUCUUGCCGCGGAGGCGCGACGCAAUCAGAUCAUCGGCGAAUUGGGCGCCUUCGUGAAGUGGAAACUUCAGCCCGUCAGAAUGAUGCAAUGCGAUCUCAUGAGGAGAAUGAAAGGUCACGAAAGCGGCGAUCCGGACGAGGAUGAAGUUGGCAGGGACUACGUCAUAAUCGGUGCUUGGAUUUUCAGUGGGAUGACUGGGGUCACGAAUUCAGUUGAUCGUUAUUCUCAGCUGACGAAGUACUUGAUUUCCUUCAUGAAGUCGCGAGGGUUGAAAGCGGAUCCGUAUGGGUUGAGCAGAGGGAUGGAUUUCCUACGUUUCGUAGAGAAGGUUUGGCAGGUGGACAAUCGAAGUGCGUCAAGGUUACGGGAAGGAAAGAAGUUCACGGAAGCACAGCCGUGGACUGGUGAUCGAUGGACCAUCACUGCCUACACUAUUCGAGAUGUAGAUGGUUUGAGUUGGGAACAAUCUAAGUCCCUCAUGUCGCUCGGGUUUCAGUUGAAUUCUGGAAGACGAUUGCCAUUUGUUCCGUCUUUAAUUACCGGCGAUAGUGAUGAAGAGCUCACCAUGUUUGACUUCGCGAAGAAGCAGAAAGCAGAAGGUGAAAAGACUAAGGAACACUUCGAUGAAGCCGGAGAGUUGAAGAAUGCUGAGGAUCAGCCGCCUCCUCCUCCUGCAGAAGCGGUCGCCGAGGAGAAGGGAAUUGCUCCGUAUGAGUACGUCGAGCCCAGUGUUGCAGCCAGCUCUGUCGUGGAUGGUGAGGCAGAGCAUCCCCAUGGAAGUGGUGGACCCAUCAGGCUUACGCCGGAACAGCUGCCCGAUGUCUCUGGUCGCAUGGGUUAUUUUCGUUUCAGGGAGAUGGAGUGCAUUUCGUUGGGCAAGACACUGUCAUGGCACCUUCGUGGUCACGCCAAAGACAAAGGUUUUCACACCGUGGAGUUCGAUGAGGAGCAGGCCGCAGACAUUGGUGAGACCCUCAAGAUCUUAGGGAAGCAGUGGUCGCGUCUUACAGUCAUGACGAUUAUCGACCUUCAAGGCCGGUUCGAACUCCAGGCGACACGAAGGUUGGCCGCGGAACCAACUGACACUUUACCAAGAUCAGGGCCUUUCAAGGCCGCAACGCGUGUCUUUUGGUGCUUGACAGUCUGGGCCUUCGACGACAACUGGGUUCCCUCGUACACGGACAAAAGCCUCAACACUCCCGUGUUUGGGGAGCGCGGCCACCAGGAGCUUGUUGACGCCAAUGCAUUCCAUGGCUACUACUACAAUUUCAUCGUGGCUGGCCUGGGGUAUCGCAAUUUCAGCACCUGGACAGAUGCUGCGAAGGCAUGCAAGGACGUCCAUGACCUGGAUUUCUACCCUAUGAGUGCAUAUGGUCUGGACGUUCGCAUCCCGGAAGGGCAUGCCUUGCAAGGAUCGGAGUCCCUGUAUAAGAUGGUUGUCCAUGUCCAUGUCGCUCCGAAGCACCGCCAUCACAAGUGCAACGACGAGUGUCGCUCCAACGUCGAUGGUGCGAUCUGUUGCUUCAAAUGUGAAGAUCGUCUGGAGGCUCACUCCGAUGUGAGCAUGGCCCUUGAGAACGUGCGUGCCAAGCGAGUUGCCGCUCGGAAGAGUGAGCCUAUCGAUUAUCGGGCUUUGCAACCUCGCGGCGUCGUCGUCAACGCGAACAGGGCCACAGGGCACAAGAAGGAGCGGAGAUCUCGAACAGUCAUGGAACGCCAAUCGAGAGACCCCUUCAUGGCUUACAACAACGCACGCUUCGGGAUUUCCAUCAGCGGCCUCAAGCAAUCGAUGAUCUUCGCCCCGAUGCGGAUUGCCAAUCCUCCCAGAUCACGACAGAUGAUCGAGGAUCGCACCGGCCUUGACGGAGCUGCCAAGGUGAGCUGGUCAUUCCCACCGGAAGGUGAGGACCUGACCCUUACCAACCGCUGCUAUGUGGCGUUUGUGGACAGGUUCUAUAAGUUGGAUGAGGCAGCACUCCUUGCAUUUGGUGUUCACCACAACGGCUUUGCGUGGAUCGUUGGUUUCUUCCAAGAUGAGAUCCAGUAUACUGUUGAAAGGGGCGAGCAAGUUCCCGAGCUCGUGUUACCAGCGGGUGAGGAACUCUGCAUUCCGGAAGGGCUCUCCUCUCUUGGCGAUCGCCAGCUCAACGAACUCUUGAUCAACACAAAGUUCGCGAGAGAUCUUCCUGGCGCUAAGAACGUCAAUGAGAGAUUCGGCUAUGCCUUCCGUGCGGGAGCAGCGGCCUGUGACUUCGACCUUUGCGACCGGUGCUACGAAGCCCGUCCGGUGGCUGAGCGCGGUCCAGCCGCCAAGCCGAUGACUGUGAAUGCGGAACUCAUUCCAGGCUACUGGGACAUGGAGGUGAUGGAGGACAUCGCGAUGCUAAAGGGCCUUGCGCCGGAAGAAGAGAACGUGUUGAACAAGUUCGGCAAAGUCGAACUGACUGAAAGCGAGCUGGUCUACACUCGUGACCGCAAAGGCACCAAGGUGCCCGACCGGCUGCAAGUGAUGCAUGCCUACCGGAUUCAGAAUCUCCAAAACUGGACGGAGUUCGUGCGGAAGCAGAGGCGUAUCCGCGAGGAGAUCGACGCUUUGCGCGUUUCUGGGAACAAAGGCGUCUGCAGGAACGGCCCAGAGCCCAGCUGGCGUCUGCGUCAUUCCUCGUCUCUCGGCGUCUCUGCCGUAAUGUGCUUUUUAGCUUUAUACCAUGUCCAGGACGCACGGUCUGUCUCAGGCCAUGAGCUGAGCCCUCUGGGAACAAGCAAAGAUAAUGGCUGGGCCUGCGAUGGCCGGGACGAGGACGCCGGAUGUGCGAGCAAAAUCACCGGCUUUCGUCAGACGAAGGGCAUGAAUCGUUCCAAUCUGAGACUUUCGAAUCUCAGUGGCCUAAUCUCACUCCUCGAAUCCCUUGUCAUCUUGUCAUCUCUGCCAUCUCUGUUAAGGCUUCCGAUGUGA
Symbiodinium sp. CCMP2592 is the source of this 3423-nucleotide messenger RNA. NCBI's taxonomy places the organism in Eukaryota, Dinophyceae, Suessiales, Symbiodiniaceae. The record is from the annotation of a GenBank genome assembly.